AUGGAUAUCUUGGUUCAGUCCUUGUAUGCCGGCCUCUAUCACAAGGGUUAUUUUCGAAUCCUCAAGGGUUCGGACGGGCUGCAAGACUGCCGUCUUAUUCGUGGUGGGCGUGGACGCGUCCCAACGCCCCUCUUUUGUCGAGUCAAUGGACAUGCCAGCCUUACGUGGUCCAAACAAGAUGUCAGGAAGAAGCAGCAGGAAACCAGGGAGAUGUCAAAAUGUCGAAGUUGGGCCGUUACGUUGAAGUUCUUCUCGGACGAGGAAGCUGGACAAACAGAGGGGGCAGGCUCCGUGGUCGGAGAGGAAUAA
Messenger RNA from Gaeumannomyces tritici R3-111a-1, 309 nucleotides. RefSeq lists its product as hypothetical. The record is from RefSeq and is a predicted model, not a curated record. Bases 1 to 309 code for a protein of 102 amino acids. Lineage: Eukaryota; Fungi; Ascomycota; Sordariomycetes; Magnaporthales; Magnaporthaceae. The transcript is spliced from 2 exons.